AUGUCCUCAUUUCAAUUGCAAAGCUCCGAGGUUUUGGCUAGGCUCAAGCCAUUUGGAAUUCUGUUUGAAAAGUCAUUAAAUGACCUCAUUAAAGGUAUACGAGUGCAUUCAAAGGAAUCGCCUGAAAGCUUACUGGGGUUUUUAGAAGCAGCUCUAAUAGAGUGCAAGAAUGAGCUAUCGACUACGGACUUAGAGACUAAAGCAAUGGCUAUAUUGAAGCUCGCAUACUUGGAAAUGUAUGGAUUUGAUAUGUCCUGGUCGAAUUUUCAAAUUUUGGAAGUUAUGUCAUCCAAUAAGUUUCAAUUAAAGAGAAUUGGAUAUCUAGCAGCUAUUCAGUCGUUUAAAAAUGAGCAGGAUUUAUUGAUUUUGGCUACUAAUCAAUUUAAGAAGGAUUUAAAUUCACAUGUUCAUAUUGAAAUAGGAUUGGCGUUGAGCGGUAUUGCCACCAUUGUGACUCCCAAUUUGGCUAAAGAUAUUAAUGAUGAUGUUUUAAUGAAACUUAAUCAUUCAAAGGCUUAUAUAAGAAAGAAAGCCGUUUUGGCAAUGUACAAAAUAUUCUUACAAUAUCCGGAAAGCUUGAGACUAAACUUCAAUAGAAUAAUAGAGAAGUUAGAUGACACAGAUAUAUCAGUAAUAAGUGCUACCAUCAAUGUAAUCUGUGAAAUAUCUAAGAAGAAUCCUAAAAUAUUCAUUAACUAUUUACCAAAAUUUUUCACGAUUUUGUCUGACACGAAGAAUAAUUGGUUAAUAAUAAGAAUUUUGAAAUUAUUUCAAAGUUUAUCGAAAGUUGAAUCAAGAAUGAAGAAAAAAAUAAUGCCAAUUUUAAUGGAUUUGAUGGUCAGUACUCAGGCUUCGUCAUUAAUCUAUGAAUGCAUAAAUUGUAUUGUCAAUGGGCGUAUGCUUUCAUCUUCAUCGUCUAAAGAUAAAGAAACAGCCAAGUUUUGCCUCGAACGAAUUAUGAGGUUUUUUGAAACUAAAGACUCUAAUCUAAAGUUUGUGGGCUUGCUUGCGUUUAUAAAUAUCCUCAAAGUAUUUCCUUCAUUUAUGCAUAGUAUUGACGGUGUUUCGAGAGUAAUUACAGAUUGUCUCAAGGACCCUGAUUUAAUCAUUAAAAGGAAGGCCCUUGAAGUGUGUCAUUUCUUGGUCAACGAGGACAAUAUGACAGAUGUGGUAAGUGUUUUACUAAUGCAAUUAAUUCCUAGUGAUACAGGAAAUCCAAUUGUGCCUGAAACUUUAAAAUUAGAUGUAACUUCUAAGAUUUUGUUCAUAGCAUCAAGGGACAAUUACAAGAACAUUCCAAAUUUUAAAUGGUAUGUGGCUGUAUUAAAGGAUAUACUAAAUCUAGCCUUGCUUCCCUUGCCAUCGUCAGCAAACUCAACUAUCUCCCAGUCAACGGCUGGAAUAAUCGCUAGUAACGUUGGCAAAGAGUUCAAGUCAUUAGCAACUAAAGUUCCUUCCAUUAGAAACAACCUUUUGAACGACGUCAUUUUUGAUUUGGUGCAGGAUACUAAAGUCCUAGAUAACUGUCCAUUGUUAUUAAGAGAUGCAUAUUGGAUUUUGGGGGAAUAUGUUGAUGAGCUUUCAAAUGUUAAUGAAGAUGAAAGUGAUAACGAAACUGAUAAUGAAACUGAUAACGAAACUGAAGCUAUUACCGACCAUGAGGUAAAUAUUAAUAGGAAAGAUCAAAUUUUGAAUUGUCUAGUGAACAACAACAUUGACAAGGCUUUGGGCAUCUCUCAGAAUUAUAAAUUUCCUGUUUCAGCAAAGUUGGUUGGAUUGCCAUAUGCUAGUGUACUAGUAGUGCUAGUUCAAGCACUAGUUAAAAUUUUCAGCAGUACGGUUUCUGACUAUGUAGCAAAUGGCUCUACUAUGCACGAACUCUCGCAGUCUGAAUAUCGGCAAGUUGUCUAUCGGCUUUAUAAAGUGAUUAAAUAUUUGGAGAAUUGGGAAAAUCAUACCAACUUUGAAGUUCAAGAAAGGGUCUUGUCUUGGUUGGAGUUCUUGAAGAUUGGUCUUGAAGCGAUGGAUGAAAACGAUGGAAUAUACAAGUCAAUGGAAGAAGCAGAAAUAGCGCUCUAUAAAUUUUCCGAUAGCAGGCACAUAAGCGACAGUGAUUCUUAUCUUGAAGGAUCGGAUUAUGAAUUUGGUUCGGAUGCCUCAGGGAUGCAGAGCUCUUCCAAUUCACUAAAUCAUAGUAAUGACAAUGAUAAGCUGUCAGAUUCAAGUUCAAAUGGUCAACCCCAAUUGCUACAUCCCUCAAUUGUACCGAAUAAUGGUCUCAAUUUAGACUCUUCGCGAGUCAAGUUCACCCUUCCAGUGUUAUUGACACAUAUUUUGCCUUCGUUUUUCAAAUCCUAUCCCUUAAACCCUGUUGCACCAGACUCUCAACGGAUGAUUGCAGUUCCGGAAGAUCUCGAUUUGGAAACUUAUAUAAAUCUGCCGCUUACAAAAGUAGGUAGUGACAACGAGGAAACUGAAGAUGAGGAUCCGUACAGUGAAGCUUUGACUAAUGAUACACCACCAAAUGUUGGAGGUUUUGAUUUCGAGAGUGUUGAUGAUACUCAAAAGAAGAAAGAAAGACUUGAAAGAUUAAAAGAUGAUCCAUAUUACAUCACUUCAUUUGACGAUAAAAAUAAUAAAUCUUCUUCAAAACUUAAUAAGCAAUUUGAGGUUGGAAGAGGAAAUUCAGAAUCUAUUUCUAAUAGAGGCUCAAUCACUCCAAGUUCAGAAAGGAAAGAAAAGAAGCUGAAAAAAGCAAGCAAUAAGAAAAUAAAGAAAGAACGAGUCAUAAUUCUUUCUGACGAAACAGUGGAGGGAAUUUUGAUCGACUCUGGAAAAAAGGAAGAAGCUGUUGUUAGACCUAAGGCUAAGAAGAGUAAUUUGAAAAUAGAUUCCUCUAACCUCGAUAAUUUCGAUUUGAAUUCAUCAAAUGCUUCUGACUCGGUAUCCUAUAAAGACGAAUUAGAAAGCAAUAUAGACUUGGAGGAACUUAGGAAAAAAUUGGCCGAUGCAGACAUGAAUGAGAAUUCCAGUUUAGGUGUUAGAAAGAAGCUCAAUUCAAAAUCAAAGACUAAAUCCAAAAAAUCAACGUCAAAGAAUGCAAACUCGAGUUUUAAAAAUAAUAGGGUGGAAUCCCAGUCUCAGACUUUGGUUCAUGAUGGCGAAGAUUACAAAGCCGAAAUUAAUACUGAACUACAAGCUUCGAAACCCUCGGUUCCAAUAGUUAAGAAAACUGCCAAGAAGAAAAAAAAGGCACACAUAAUAGAUUAA
Molecule: messenger RNA, 3270 nt
Organism: Priceomyces carsonii
Lineage: Eukaryota; Fungi; Ascomycota; Pichiomycetes; Serinales; Debaryomycetaceae
Gene: APL5
Product: Apl5p
Exons: 1
Coding region: 1-3270 (1089 amino acids)
Biological process (GO): intracellular protein transport; protein targeting to vacuole; Golgi to vacuole transport
Cellular component (GO): endosome membrane; AP-3 adaptor complex; membrane coat
Source: RefSeq, a predicted model, not a curated record